This is a messenger RNA of Salmo salar (Atlantic salmon), 4268 nucleotides long. Its product is annotated as leucine-rich repeat-containing protein 75A. The record is from RefSeq and is a predicted model, not a curated record. NCBI's taxonomy places the organism in Eukaryota, Metazoa, Chordata, Actinopteri, Salmoniformes, Salmonidae.
GAUGCUGCAGCUGAGAAAUGGAUCUGUGCGCACUCAGCAUAAAAGGACACCCCCUCCCCCUCCUGGUCUUGCUGGUCAUCUAGAAGCCUCAUAACUGAAAGAACCAGUUCCAUGGUAACCACAGGCAAUCACUCAGAUUUGAGUUUUUGAAGCCAUCAUGAGCCGACAAAUGAAUUUAAUAGUUUCUAAUGCAUUUGAGUAGGGCCCCUAGCUCAGCUGACAUAGCAUAUACUGUUGCUAUAAGUGUAGUUCCUUCCGAGGGAAGGUUAGAGUAUACAAAUGGUAAAUAUAAGAUUAUGCUGAACAGUUAUGAUCAAAGGGCACACUGCUAGACCAAAACCCAUACAAACAUGCCCCCAUCUUUCCUGUUGUAUCUGAGCUGUGAUUUGGUUCUUGCGCAUCUUGAAAUCAUAUGAUUUGUGAGGUCCUUUUUUAUUAUUGAACAUGAAAUGUUAUUUGAUGGCGUACUGAAUAUAAUUUUGACUCCCAUUUCAAAUCUAUCAGCUGCAGGGAUUUCUAUUCAUUUUAAAUCUGAGAAAUAGGCUACUUACAUAUUUAGAGAAAUUACUAUACUAUUCUAUAGUUUCAUACUACACUAUAAUUCUAUAAAACAAUACUAUGGCCCUAAAAUAAAUAUGUAAUUCCACGCAGCCAACACCAGAGGUCAAUAUAACGCAAUACAAUGAUUUGCACUUCAUGGAAACAGACCGAAGCUGCAAAUUUGUCAUUUGAAAGUCUGCAAUUACGAGAGUAAAAGUCUCUGAAGUCGUCUUUGCAAUGUGCUUAAUGUACAAGCCAAGGUCAUAAUGUUGUUUAAGUAUUUCCAUGUCAUAGUACUGUGUUAUUCAUUAUUAUAGGUUAUUGUAGGCACUAGAGUACCUCUACAUUAGCCCACCCCAUCCCCAGACACCGUUCAGAAGAAAAGGAAAAGAUAUGGAUGUUGGCCUAGCUAUAGCUGCAAUAUCCUCUUGGCAGGACGUCUUUGUAGUGGGGAGCAGCCUGCCCAACCCAUCCCUCAGUGCCAGGACUUGAGGAGAGAAGCGCUCACACGCACUGUACUCACGGCGCCUGCUCUGGUCCGCUCCUUCGACAGUGCGCAGCCUAUAAUUCAGUCCAGACAAGAGACACCCUCGACCAGGUCCCGGACUCUACCCUAGACUACUGCCGAGGCCGUUCUAACAGGACAUGCCUCGAAGAACGAAUCAUAGAAUAUAGGACCAACGAAUCCGAUUUCUUGCAAAGGAAAAGGUUGACAUAACGUGAAUUAUUUGGAGAGGCAGAGGUGUAUAAACAAACGGAGCAGAUAAAGAUGCCCUGUCUUCAUCGCCACCACCACAUUCGUUUAGCUUCCUUUUCAUUUUCUGCACAGACGCAGGAUACGUGGAAUUAUUGAUUAAAAGGGAAGAGGAUUCCAAUGUGGACGGGAGGAGAGGAGACACUCGUGACACUGACAAUCACAUCAAUUUAGGAGCGGCCCUUCAGAGGAUAGCCGUUUAUAUGUGAAGGACAGAAAUUAAGUCGUCUCCAGGAUAGCACUGUGAGCGAGUGCAUCCGAUCGGAGUUUCCUGGCGAUCUGCGGGACUGCUGCUCCACGUAUUUGCGGCCAUGCUGCGGGAAGCAUCCUCCGAGCUCUUCCCGACUUGAGGGGCUUUUACCAGCCGAUUGUUAUAACAGUGAAUUCGUUAAAAUUAUUUCGUGGUCUAGAAGACGGCUUUUCCCGAGGCUUUUUUGCAGUAUUUGUUUCGUCGUUUGCUAAAGGACUCUGCGCAGUGAGAGCUGAUCAUAUUUCACAUAGCUCUGACAUUUGUAUCCUAACAAAAUUCUGUGGAAAACAUUUAAUUAUUUAUAGACAAUGUUCCGUGAAUUGCAGAACAAAAGUUUUGGGUUGUGUGUCCCGGGUUGAAUAGUGUAGGCCUAUGGGGUUAAGUGUUUCUCUGUUUGUGUUUAUAGUAAGGCACGUGUCGCAGCCAAUUCGCUCAAGCUUAUUAUGUGAGUUAAACAUUGUAUUAAAAUCGGAAUUAAUGUGUUGGAUGUUGUUUCCCCUACUGGUAUUGCACUCUAACAGCUGGACAGUGUACCAUUCACGAGGGGACAGGUGUGUUGUCCAAAGAGUCAGGUGGGGAAGGAACCCAGAGGUCCUAUCCACUUUAAGCCCUUUAUGGGGGGGGUUAAUGUUUAGUGCAAAAACAAAUAUUUUUAUGCAAGUCAGCCUUGCAUGACUGCCUGGGGGAGCAAGUCAUUUCUUACAGCAGAUUCUAACAUCCAAACAUGGGCACCAAACAGACCAAAGGUGUUGGGGGCCAAGAGGCUGGGCCCAGCCCACAGCACGGGUGGAAACGAACCCCUACCAAGGAGAGGGGUGACAUCUUCACCUCCUUCAUGUUGAGGUCAGGGGACCGGCUGAGUCGUGGAGGGACCCCUCCGCCCUACCAGCGCCGGAUAGGCAUGAUCCAGGAGAUGAUGCUGAUGGCCAAGCAAGGCAAACAGGACAAGGCCACAGAGAUGCUGCAGACACUCCGGCAGGACUUGGGGAUGGAGUCCACAUCUCUGGAUGACGUGCUGUACCGUUACGCCAGCUUCAGGAACCUGGUGGACCCCAUCACCCACGACCUCGUCAUCAGCCUGGCCAGAUACAUCCAGUGCCCCCCCAAGACAGGCCCGGGGGAGGAUUCUCUGGGUGCCAUGGAGAAGGUAUGUCGCCAGCUGACCUAUCACCUGAGCCCACACUCACAGUGGAGACGGCAGGGCAUACUGAAGAGGAAGCCGCUGGCAUGUCUUAAGGUGAUGCUGUCGACCCCUCCCCCUAACGGGGCGCUGGACCUGUCGGGCAUCCCCCUGACGGUGCGUGACAUGGAGCGCCUGUGUGCCUACCUGCAGCGCCACGCGCCCAUCAUCUGCAGCCUGGAGCUGGGCUUCACCGAGCUCACCGACGAUGCCUUCCUCCUUCUCCUGCCCACGCUAGCCGCCCUGCCCCGCCUGGAGACCCUGGCCCUCAACGGCAACCGGCUGACCCGUGCCGUCCUCAAGGAGCUGACGGACAGCCUGAAGGAUCCGGCGAGCUUCCCCAGUGUCACGUGGAUCGACCUGGGCAACAACGUGGACAUCUUCUCCCUGCCCAAGCCCUUCCUGGUGAGUCUGAGGAAGCGCUGCCCCAAGCAGGGCAACCUGCCCACCAUCCUGGAGUUUGGUGAGAGCCAGGCCAGCGAGCCCGAGGGGAGGGUGGGGGAUGACGAUGACAGGGAUGACACCAACAGGACAGUGAGCAUGGAUGAACUGAGGUCGGAGAUGGAGGGGGAGAUGGACGGAGAGACGGAGAUUGAGGAGAUGAUGGAAGAGUUGCUGGACUUUGACCUGGAGGUGCAGGGGAAGGAGGACGAGAUAGAGGACAGCAUGUGGACAAUGGGGGAGCAGAGGAGGGAGGGAAAGAGGAGGGAGGAGACACGGGGACAGGGAAUUAGGAAGAUGGUGGAGAGGGCAGAGCUAGAGGAGGAAGACACACGGAGUGAGUCCUCCCACUUGUCGUGCUCCAGCCAGUCGCAGCAUUCCUCUGGAGUGGUUGAGCUGAUGGAGGAUGAAGGAGAGGAGGGGACUGAUCACUUAGACCACCUAACCUGAGCAAGAACCCCAGUCCACUCUGCUUGUAACUUCCCUUCCCACAUUUUGUCUAGAAGGAGAAGAGAGCAGUACCAGCAAACAGUGAACGUUGUUAUAACGUUAGAUAACGUUAUUGGAAUGCAUAGGUAACCGGAACUUGUUUUCUGGGUUGGACAUCUGGGGCAGGGACUCUGUCAUCUCAACCUACUGGAAUGGAUCCGGAAUAACCAACUGAUCUGGGUGGACUGUUUGUCCAUAGAUGUACAGUUUAGGGAGAUGACAAUCCAGGUUGAAAGAGGAGGACGUUUGUGAUAACUCUUAUUGUUGUUUCAUUAUGAAUUAGGAUUAUAAUCCUCUGUAGUAAAGAGUAAUAGAUAUAUUAUAUAUCAAAUGUAGAAAACAUAUACAUUUUCUAAUGUACAUGUGAGUAUGUCAAAGCUGGCAUGUAUGAGAUGUUUCAUUCAGGUUUUACUCCCUGCUCAUCCUGUCCUAUAGAUGGAUGAAUGCCUAUGUGCCUGUCACUUGUUCCCCCCUUGGUGGAGAGACUGUGUAUGACGGACGGACGGACGGGUAGGUAGACGGACGGACGGACGGGUAGGUGGACGGACGGACGGACAGGCGGACGGGUGGACGGACGGACGGGUAGGCGGACGGACGGACGGACAGGUAGGCGG